Messenger RNA from Penicillium paradoxum, 495 nucleotides. RefSeq names its product DUF3602 domain-containing protein. NCBI's taxonomy places the organism in Eukaryota, Fungi, Ascomycota, Eurotiomycetes, Eurotiales, Aspergillaceae. The coding region runs from base 1 to 495 and encodes 164 amino acids. The transcript has a single exon. The record is from RefSeq and is a predicted model, not a curated record.
AUGCCUUCAAAUUACCGCGUCGUUGAGCCGCACCCGUCGGUGCCGCACGCUGGUCGUCCUGCGGUCUACACUGGCCGCGGUGGAUGCGGAAAUGUCGUCAGCCUCAAGAACACCAAGACCACCGACUCACGCAGCGCAACUGGUCCGGCAUCUCUGACUCGUCUCGACUCUCGCACCCCAACGAAUUUCAUCUCCGGCCGUGGCGGUGCCGGCAACGUCCACAGUAGCAGCGAGCGUGCCAUCUUCAGCUUCGACGAAGAGCUCGAACGGGAUAUGCGCCAGGCCGCCCCCGUCUACCACGUCGGCCGUGGCGGUGCCGGAAACACCAUGUACCGUGACGACUGCAGCAAUUCCCCCAGCCUGAGUCGCAAGUACUCCGCCGCCAGCACGGCCACGAAUUCCAGCACCGGCUCCGUGACUGACCGUGCCCGCGACAUGGCCCGCCGCGGUCUCGAGAAGGGUUGGGGUCGCCUCAAGGGAACUUCUCAUGCCUAA